Molecule: messenger RNA, 591 nt
Organism: Nylanderia fulva
Lineage: Eukaryota; Metazoa; Arthropoda; Insecta; Hymenoptera; Formicidae
Source: RefSeq, a predicted model, not a curated record
AUGGCAGACGAAGAAGAAGAUGAAGACGGAGCAGGACAAGUAACUGCAGAUGUGACAUUCAAAAGAGAAGUCUUCUAUGUUAUUUUAGACCAAGUGAUUGAAGACCUAACUGAGCGCUUUAAAUCUAUGCAAGAGCUUUGUGAAAGCUUUUCCGUCCUUUGGGAAAUACGCUUUAUGUUAAACGAUGAAAUUGAAAAACGAGCAACUAAUCUGGUGGACAAGUAUUCUACAGAUCUGCAGUAUGAGCUUGUGGACUUGAAAACCGUUUACGUUGCAAAUUUCGGCGAAGAAGCUCUACAACCUUUAGAACUACUGAAUGCUCUUCAAAAAACGAAUCUUGCUUGUUUGUUUCCUAAUUUGUGCAUUGCUCUCCGCUUCUUCCUAACAAUUCCCGCAACAGUGGCUAGUGCUGAGAGGUCAUUUUCUACUCUGAAGCGAGUUAAGAGUGUUCUGCGUUCCACCAUGUCUCAGGAUAGGCUAUCCAGCCUGGGUGUGUUGGCUGUGGAAGCUGAACUCGCGAGACAAGUCAACAUGAAAAGUUUAAUUAAUGAUUUUGCUUCAAAAAGGCCAGAAAAUGCAAUAUUUGAAUAA